AUGGAGAGCAGCUUGCUUGACACCGCCGCGGCUGCCGGUCUUUGCCCGGCGGCGGCCGGGCGCCGCCGGGCCGGGAGCACGGCGAGCUUCCUCAGCUGCUCCUGCUCCUCCCGAGACUGCAGGGUGAGCGCGUCGUACUCCCACUCCAUCAGCCGGAUGCUGAGCGGGGUGCGGUCGGCGGCGCGCAAGAAGCUCUUCCGGAGCGACCCGGUGGCGGCCGACCUGCUGGGCAUCGCCAACUGGUCGGAUGAGACGAGCGGCGGCGCCGGGGGCCACCAGCAGCAGCAGCACUGGUGGACGGUGCUGGAGAACAACUUCGUGCUGGAGGCCACUGACGACGAGUACGGCGGGGUCGUCGUCGACGCCGACAGGCUGCCCGACGACAAGGCCGCCUUCGCGCGCUCGCUCGCGGCGUCGCUCUCUUACUGGAAGUCCGUGGGGAAGAAAGGGGUGUGGUUGAAAUUGCCGGUGGAUCGAGCCGAGUUCGUCCCUUUAGCAGUGAAGGAAGGUUUCAAGUACCACCACGCGGAGGAAGCGUACCUGAUGAUGACGUACUGGAUCCCUGAUGAUGAACCAAAUAUGCUCCCGGCGAAUGCUUCUCAUCAGGUUGGGGUUGGGGGUUUUGUGAUCAAUGACCAAAUGGAGGUCCUAGUGGUGCAAGAGAAGUAUCGCGGUUCGUCGCUGGAUGGCGUCUGGAAACUCCCCACAGGCUUCAUUCUUGCCUCAGAGGAAAUCUACACGGGAGCCAGCAGAGAGGUGAAAGAGGAAACCGGGGUCGACACCGAAUUCGUUGAUGUUGUUGCUUUCAGGCAUGCCCACAACGUGGCGUUUCAGAAGUCGGACCUUUUCUUCAUCUGCAUGCUGAGGCCUGUAUCGAGUGAGAUCAAGAUUGACGAGACAGAGAUUCAGGCAGCAAAGAGCAUGAAGUUUGAGACAGUAAAACAAGUCAAGCUUACUAACCCACCGAGACGUUUAUUUCAGUGGAUGGCACUGGAGGAGUUCGUGAAGCAGCCCUUCAUCCAGGAAGACCACAUGUUCCAGAAGAUCAUGGACAUAUGCAUCCAGCGCCUCCGCAAGUGCUACUGUGGCCUGACGCCGCACCACGUCGUCUCCAAGUUCGACGACAGAACGUCGACGCUCUACUACAAUGUCGCCGAGCCUGAGGACGUCAACUGCAGCGCUGCCUGA
Molecule: messenger RNA, 1188 nt
Organism: Miscanthus lutarioriparius
Lineage: Eukaryota; Viridiplantae; Streptophyta; Magnoliopsida; Poales; Poaceae
Source: the annotation of a GenBank genome assembly